Messenger RNA from Limanda limanda (common dab), 21094 nucleotides. Its product is annotated as histone-lysine N-methyltransferase 2C-like. Gene Ontology annotation, biological process: positive regulation of transcription by RNA polymerase II. Gene Ontology annotation, molecular function: histone binding; histone H3K4 methyltransferase activity; transcription coactivator activity. The record is from RefSeq and is a predicted model, not a curated record. The coding region runs from base 422 to 20656 and encodes 6744 amino acids. Lineage: Eukaryota; Metazoa; Chordata; Actinopteri; Pleuronectiformes; Pleuronectidae. Gene Ontology annotation, cellular component: MLL3/4 complex; nucleus. The transcript has 76 exons.
GGGGUCACACACUUUUCACACCGACACAGAACCGGAGUGAGACCCGGACUCGGAUCGAGCGACCCUCUUCAGACCGUCACCCGGAGGAUCGUCAGCCGGAGGACCGUCGUCUCCACCGGGGUAGCAGGUGAACUCUGCCCGGUGAGCGGCGGAGCUCCGGGCGGAGUGUUUCCACGGACCUACUUCUCCUGCUGGGCUGACAGGCGGUGCUUCGGUCGCUUCCAAACAUGGCCUCCAUGACGGAGCGAGCGCUUCAACUUUAGUUUGUCCAGCUCUCAGGAGCAAAGCGUCGUGUUGUGCCGCUCGGGAUGCUCGGAGCCGCGGGCCCGGCGGAGCUGUGAGGUGUGACCCGCCGGAGAAGCUGCUGCUGCGAGCCGGGAGCCGGGAGCUGCGGAGGAAAAGCAGAAUCUCAUCAAACCAAAUGCCAUCUGAGGCUCAGUCUCAGGAGCCUCGUGACAGGGGCCCGCCCCCCCCUGUCACUCGGGCCGGGCGCAGUGCUCAGCUCGCCAAAGCCGCCGCCACAAGCCUCUUGAGCGAGCGGCGUUCCCGGGGGCGACCUCGGAAAGACGGGAGCAGCGGCCGCUCGGCUCCCCUGGCACCUCCUGCUCCUCCGUCUCCUCCUCCACCUCCCACAUCUAGGAAGAAGGGGCGGAGUCGAGGCCCAGCCCAGAUAGAGGACAAGAAGAGCGUGGACUCCACGGAGAAGAAAUCCGCCCACAAGACGGAGGUGACGGAGAAGACCACGGGACGCCGGCGAUCAUCCUCCCGGAGGAAAUCGAACACAAACCCCGACCCUGAACCAAGCCAAGAAAGGUUUAGUCCAGAGUCUAAGCUGGACCCUGAUCCACUUGGUCCCACAAUCCCAGUCUCCAGCCCAGAACCAGCCCAAUGUACUGACGAGGACAGAACCAGCCCUGGUCCUCCUGCCGAGCUCCCGACCUGCAGUCCUGGACCAGAACCUCGACUCAGCCCCCUGCCCACCUCCCUGUCCCCGGACCACAGUCCGGUUCAAAGCCCCGCCUCCACCCCCAGACCAGCUCCUGAUCCUGUGGAGGAGGGCCGGCCCGGGCCAAGCCGUAGCCCCGCCCCCACAGAGGUGGACUGCAGUCCCUGCAGGGUUCCCAUGGAGACAGAAGGGGGUGCGGCAAGUCCUGGGGUUAUUUCCAUGGGGCACAGUCCGGCUCCGAGUCCCUGCUCGGACCUCCUGGUGUCCCCCUGUCCCCUGGAGGACGAGGACUCACUGUCCCUGCUGUUCAGACGCUCUCUGUCAGAGGACUCGGGGGGGUCGCCCAGCCACAGCCUGGGACACAUCAAGAAACGUCUGAAGCAGUGUGCCUUCUGUUACCAUGACGACAAGCUUCCUCUGGGCCAGGGCCGCCUGGUGGUGUUCGGCCCGACGCCUGGCUACAUCCCCCUCCACAUCCUGAACCGCAGAGCGUCCUCUGACCGAGAUAGCGACUGCCACGACCACUGCUACCGUGGCAACCAGGCCCCACCCACGUGCAGCAGUCCGGAGCAGUGUGAGUCUUCCUCAGAGUUUGUGGAGCAGCUUGGACCCAUCGGCCUCCCACAUGACAUCAACGUCCAAUCACUGUUCGACCCCACAGGUCAGUGCUGUGCUCACCUGCAGUGUGCAGCUUGGUCGGAGGGGGUGUGUCGAGGCGAGGGCCAAUCACUGCUCUAUGUCGACAAAGCCAUCGACUCAGGAAGCACACAGGUGUGUGCGUUCUGCAGUCGGCUCGGGGCGACCCUGCGUUGCCAGGAAACUAGCUGUGGGCGGAGCUACCACUUCCCCUGUGCUGCUGCAGCCGGGGCUCAUCAGGACUGGAACCAGAGACACACACUGUGUACAAGACACAGACAAACAGGCUCUUCGCAGUGUGUGUUGUGUUUGGGUUCCGGUGAUGUCAGCAGUCUGUUGAUGUGUUGCUGCUGUGGUAACUGUUACCAUGGCAGCUGCCUGGAUCCCCCUCUGGUCCCCUCCCCCCUGUGCCGGGCCGGCUGGCAUUGUGCUGAGUGUCGAGUGUGUCAGAGCUGCAGGUUGCGAGGUGAUGAUGGUGUGUUGCUGGUGUGUGAGCGCUGUGAUAAAACGUAUCACCGACACUGUCUCACUCCACCUCUGGAUCACAGUCCGAGCUCGAGCUGGAGCUGCCAGAAUUGCAGAACCUGCCGUCACUGCGGUGUGAGGUCAUCAGGCCAGUGGGCCAAUCACCCGUUUUUGUGUGAGUCUUGUGACCCAGCCCUGCCCUGCCCUCUCUGUGGCCUCACGCCUGACCUCUACACACCCGAGGAGUACCUCACCUGUACCUGCUGCUAUAGGUGUGUCCAUACAGCGUGUAUAGUCCAGACUGGGGAGGGCAGGGCAGGGUCUGAAAGUUACAUCUGCUCCACCUGCAGGCAUCAGGAGGAGGAUAUAAUCCCACACAGUCUCACUCCAGCCCUGCCAAUCAGUUCCACACAGGCUUCACCUUUUAGCAUUUCCCAGCCAACAAUCAGCAAUCAGGAUCCACCCAUGAGUCCUUCCUCUCAUAGCCCAGUCCAGCUCGACUGCUUAGAACCACCACAGAGUCCUACCAAAUCCAUGUGCACACCAUUACUGCAAAGUCUUACACCAUCUCGUCCUGAUCCAUCAGCACUGGAAAGUCCUUCACCUACUAAUCAACAUUCAUCAGAGCUCCAAGAAAGUCCUGAACUUGAUCAACCUGAUCCACCAGGUAUACAACAGAGUCCUGCUCCAUCUCUCCGUGAUCCAUUAGCACUUCGAGAAAGUAUUUCCCCUACUCAUCCUGAUCCUUCAGAGCUCAAACAAAGUCCUACACCUACCCACCCGGAACCACUAGAUAUACAACAGAGUCCUGCUCCAUCUCUCCUUGAUCCAUCAGAACUCGAAGAAAGUCCUGCAUCUGUUCACCCUGAUCCUUCAGAGCUCCAAGAAAGUCCUGCACCUGUUCACCCUGAUCCUUCAGUACUCAAAGAAAGUCCUGCACCUGUUCACCCUGAUCCUUCAGAACUGGAAGAAAGUUCUGCACCUGUUCACCCUGAUCCUUCAGAGCUUCAAGAAAGUCCUGCUCCUGUUCACCCUGAUCCUUCAGUGCUCAAAAAAAGUCCUACCCCUACCCACCCGGAUCCACUAGAUAUCCAACAGAGUCCUGCUCCAUCUCUCCUUGAUCCAUCAGAGCUCCAAGAAAGUCCUGAACCUGCUCACCCUGAUCCUUCAGAGCUCCAAAAAAGUUCUGUACCUGCUAACCCUGAUACUUCAGAGCUCCAAGAAAGUCCUGCACCUGCUCACCCUGAUCCUUCAGAGCUCCAAGAAAGUCCUGCACCUGCUCACCCUGAUCCUUCAGAGCUCCAAGAAAGUCCUGCACCUGUUCACCCUGAUCCUUCAGAGCUUCAAGAAAGUCCUGCACCUGUUAACCCUGAUCCUUCAGAGCUCCAAGAAAGUCCUGCACCUGUUAUCCCUGAUCCUUCAGAGCUCCAAGAAAGUCCAGCACCUGUUAACCCUGAUCCUUCAGAGCUUCAAGAAAGUCCUGCACCUGCUAACCCUGAUCCUUCAGAGCUUCAAGAAAGUCCUGUACCUGUUCACCCUGAUCCUUCAGAGCUCCAAGAAAGUCCAGCACCUGUUAACCCUGAUCCUUCAGAGCUUCAAGAAAGUCCUGCACCUGCUAACCCUGAUCCUUCAGAGCUUCAAGAAAGUCCUGUACCUGUUAACCCUGAUCCUUCAGAGCUACAAGAAAGUCCUGAACCUGCCAACCCUGAUCCUUCAGAACUCCAAGCAAGUCCUGCACCUGUUCACCGUGAUCCUUCAGAGCUUCAAGAAAGUCCUGCACCUGUUAACGCUGAUCCUUCAGAGCUACAAGAAAGUCCUGAACCUGCCAACCCUGAUACUUCAGAGCUUCAAGAAAGUCCUGCACCUGCCAACCCUGAUCCUUCAGAGCUUCAAGAAAGUCCUGCACCUACUAACCCUGAUCCUUCAGAGCUCCAAGAAAGUCCAGCACCUGUUCACUCUGAUCCUUCAGAGCUUCAAGAAAGUCCUGCACCUGCUCACCCUGAUCCUUCAGAGCUUCAAGAAAGUCCUGCACCUACUAACCCUGAUCCUUUAGAGCUCCAAGAAAGUCCUGCACCUGUUCACCCUGAUCCUUCAAAGCUUCAAGAAAGUCCUGCACCUACUAACCCUGAUCCUUUAGAGCUCCAAGAAAGUCCUGCACCUGUUCACCCUGAUCCUUCAGAGCUUCAAGAAAGUCCUGCGCCUGUUCACCCUGAUCCUUCAGAGCUCCAAGAAAGUUCUGCACCUGUUCACCCUGAUCCUUCAGAGCUUCAAGAAAGUCCUGCACCUGUUCACCCUGAUCCUUCAGAGCUUCAAGAAAGUCCUGCGCCUGUUCACCCUGGUCCUUCAGAGCUCCAAGAAAGUUCUGCACCUGUUCACCCUGAUCCUUCAGAGCUUCAAGAAAGUCCUGCACCUGUUCACCCUGAUCCUUCAGAGCUUCAAGAAAGUCCUGCACCUGUUCACCCUGAUCCUUCAGAGCUUCAAGAAAGUCCGGCACCUGUUCACCCUGAUCCUUCAGAGCUUCAAGAAAGUCCUGCACCUGCUAACCGUGAUCCUUCAGAGCUCCAAGAAAGUCCUGCACCUGUUCACCCUGAUCCUUCAGAGCUUCAAGAAAGUCCUGCACCUUUUCACCCUGAUCCUUCAGAGCUUCAAGAAAGUUCUGCACCUUUUCACCCUGAUCCUUCAGAGCUCCAAGAAAGUCCUGCACCUGUUCACCCUGAUCCUUCAGAGCUUCAAGAAAGUCCUGCACCUGCUAACCCUGAUCCUUCAGAGCUCCAAGAAAGUUCUGCACCUUUUCACCCUGAUCCUUCAGAGCUCCAAGAAAGUCCUGCACCUGUUCACCCUGAUCCUUCAGAGCUUCAAGAAAGUUCUGCACCUUUUCACCCUGAUCCUUCAGAGCUCCAAGAAAGUCAUGCACCUGUUCACCCUGAUCCUUCAGAGCUUCAAGAAAGGUCUGCACCCGUUCACCCUGAUCCUUCAGAGCUUCAAGAAAAUCCUGCACCUACUCAUCCAAGAAAUUCCCUAGAAAUUCCCACUUCCUCUCAUUCUAAUCAAACAGACCCCCAAGUAAUUGAACCACCCUCUCACCCUGGGGCAAUAGAGCUUGAAACAAGGCUGUUGCCAUUUGGCCAUGAUACUGCAAAACCUUCGCCACAGUUGCAACCAGCAGAACUCCAAGAAAGACGAACCCUGUCUCCCUGUAGCACAGCAUUGCUUCAACAUAGCCCUACACAUGCUUAUUGCGGUCCAACAGAACUUCAUAAAGGAACUACACAACCCCCCCCUGGUCCUGUUCAACUGCAACAAAGCCCUACCCAUAUGACGUCUACCAUGGCUCAGGAUAGUCCUCGACAGCAGAGUUGCACCUCCACUAGCCCUACCCAGAAUUCCACUGAGGAGCCGCUUACAGCCACAGAGUCCCACUGGAGUCCAACACAGGGUAGUCCCCUUCCUUGUGGCCUUACCCACAGCCCUCCACCAAACAGUCAGACCCAGGAAGGGCAUAGUUCUCCACAGUACAGCCAUCCACUUCAGAUUCCCACACAGGACAUCACCAUACAGACACAUGAUAGACCGUGUAGUCCUACAAACAUCAUCAACCCGCCUCAGCACAGUUCCCCUCAAAGAUGGCAUAGUUCUACGUCACAUAGUCCUGCACAAAUUGGCACCUCAACUCCACAUAGUCCCAUACAGGAUGCUGAAUCUACACUGGACCAGGAAAGCCCAGGAUUAUGCAACUCUACUCACCUGCGAUGUGGGACUUCACGGGACAUUUCUACACUGAACCAGGACCAUUCACCAGUCUACUGUAGGUUGACCCAGACAGGUAUACAACAUGCAUCGUUGAGGUCCAUUUCAGCUCCUUGUAGCCCAUCACUGUCCCCACUUAGACCCACACAGUGUAGUCUGUCACAGCCUGCUAGCCCAGUUAAAGCACACUCUGUUCUGCCUCUUAGUCCGUUCCAGCUUAACCUGCUUCCCUCUCGGCUUACUGCACAGUCAAGAAUCACUGAGGAAUCCACUGAAACCAAUGACAAAGGAUUUAAGUCUUUGGACCAUAGCCCUACCCAGCUAAGUUCAAACGUUAAUGGCCUAACACCUGAAAGAAGCUCAUAUGAACUGUCCACUGCUUUCCCUAAUGGCCAACUUCCAAACCAGCUUAGCCCUGUUCCAAGUAGCAUGCAUAGCCCUGACCAGUCCAGCCCAAGCCAUGUCCCUGCACCAGAAAGCCUUGUUCACAUUAGCACUUCAGCGGAACACAGUAGCCUAACUUUCUCACCUUGUGCUAAUGAAACUGAGGAAAAUCCUCACCUAGCUAGCCACAUGCAUCAGAGGCCUUCUCAUGACAGACUCCCAGGCUGCAUGGAAGGUAAAGCUAGCCCCAUACAUAUCCAAGCUAGUACAUGCCAAGCUAGUGCUAGCCCUACACAUACCAGUGAAAUGCCUACUAGUCCUGCCAACUCUCUUCAGGCUUGUGCUUGCUCCAUGCAAACUGAGACAAGCCCUGCCCACGUAAGCCCUUUAGCUUCCGAGAGUAACCCCUCAGCCAUAUUGGCUGGACCCGUCCACCCCCCCUCUUGUCAGGAUGAAGAGAUUGAAGUAGCCGUCAACCAACCAACUCUACUUAUUCAGUCAGAAACUGGUUAUCCUAACUCCACGCCCAGCAGUCAAGCUCAAACAAAUGCUACUAAUGCUGACCCAGUCCACGCAGACACUCCCAGUAGCUACAGUCUGAUGGACACCAUUGAUGCUUCGGAGAGAGCGAGGCUCACUGUGGGGAGUUGUUUGAAGCUCACACAAAAUCAGAUGAGCCAAAGACCCACACAUCCUUUUCAGUUAAGUCCCUUACAUGUCCAGUCUAGCUGCAAUUCUUCACAGACAACUCCUGCUAGCUUUAGUCCUCCACACUGUUUGCUGACUGGUACUAGCCCAGCUGCUGACUCUGUUAGCCAAAGUCUGAGCAACAUUACCUCAGACUGCAGUGGCCAGACAGGUCCUCACCUGGCUAGCAUAAUAGAUGUUGGCGUCAUCCACAGUCCACCUAGGUCUAGUCCUGCUGGUCAAGCUAGUCCUAUUCACACACAGAGCACCUCUAAUUGUGUCCACUCAGGUCCUCUCAAAAGACAGAGUCCCUCAUUAAUUGUUGCUUGUGUUAGCCCACCUCACAGGCAAGCUCAGGCCAGUGAAACCCAUCUUCGCCCUGCAGGUAGCCCACAUUAUAGCCCAUCUCUCGACACUGGAGCCACUUCUGGCCUUACGGCACAUCUGAGCCCCUCUAUUGUUGGCUCAAAUCCUGAUAUGGACACCUUGGCCAGUUCUAUAAUGCAGAGCUCUGUUCUUCCGAGUGCAGCUCACCUUGAUCCUGUUCAUGUGUCUUCAGACAGAAGCAUGCAGAUGAGUCCAGAACCUUCCAGUUUCUUACUUGAUGAUUUACCUGCUGCUAGCUUCAACCAGGCUAGUCUGAGCCAGGUUGGCCGGUUCCCAGUUAGUCAACACCCAGACCCUGACAGGUCAGCUCCUGAAAACCAACAAAAUACUGCCUUGGUAAGGCCCUUGUAUCAAGGAGCGCCCCCCUCUGUAGAUGUUACUUCAAUUCAGGCUCGUGUCAGCCAUUCUAGUCCUGUCUCUUCUAGCCCCACUCAGGAUAACACUGUAAUGCCUAGCACUAGUCACACGAGUGAAACCCCUGCUAGUCCCCCACUCGCUGUCCCCUCACAGUUCAGUCCUGCUCAGACAUGUUCACCCCCCGUGCCACACACUCAAGACAACUCUGUUCAAAGUAGCCUAGCUAAAAGUCCUGUUUGGGGUCCCAUGGAUCUAGGUUAUACACCAAACUGCCCAAGUCCUGGUCCUGUCAGCCCUGUGCAGCCAGAAAUUAGGUCCAGUCCUGUUCCUGAUGCCACAAUGAGUAGUGUGGCUAGCUCUGGUCCCACUCUGGUUAGCCCUAAUCGUGCUAGUCCUGUGCAGUGUGAACAAAGCCCUGGUCCUGUUAGCCCUGUUCAGUCUGAUGCUGGUCCUGGAAGCCGGGAAGUUUGGUCUGGUUCCAGCCCCGAGCAAGGCACAGAAACAGAGAGGAAUUCUGCAACUACUGAGGACAUCAGCAUGGUUGAGCAGGAGGUGGAGAAAAAGACUGAAAAGGAGGAGAUAGACAGUGAAGCUCCAGAGCAAGAGGAGGUGGCCGAAGUGAAGGAAGAAGUGGGUGAAGUGAAGGAGGUGGAAGAGAUGGAGGAGGUGAAGGAAGUGGAGGAGGUGGUGUUUCAUCAGAUAAAGGAGAGACAAGAAGAGGAGGAGCCUGUUGAGACAUCAGAGGAAGAAGAUGAUCUGGAGCAGUUUCCUUCUAACACUGCUGUCUCCUCCCCCUUACUCCCUCAGCCGGCUCCUCCUCCCCCCACUCCUCGUCUGCCACACUCUGUCUCACCCCUCCUACCACAACGUUCUCCUUCUAGAGCUGGGCCUCUGAGGGCCUCCCCUCCCAGCACUGCCUUACCCUCCUCCUGCUCCCCCCACACUCCAUGUCCUCCAUCUCUUCCCCUGGAGGACCUCCCCCAGAAAGGCCAGCAAACCAAUCAAAGAGGAGAAGGGACAGGGACAGCAGCAGAGGCGGGGCUUGAGAACAGAAGAGAUUCCAGUCAAACCCAGAGCCAAGAACCUGUUGCUGCGGCAACAGAACCCACCAAAGAUGAGCACCAGCCACUUGCUGAGCCUUUCCUGAGGGAGGAGGAGCCACAGCCUGCAUCAGACCGGACCGUUGCUCCUGAGGUGGUUGCUGGGCAACGACCAAUGAGGGAGUGGCCGGUUGAGGAGGAGGAGGAGGAGGAAGAAGAGGGAGAUAUAGAUAGCAUUGAUCAAGAGGAGAGGGAGGGCGCAAAGCUAGUGGACCAAUCAGAUGUGGAAGAGGAGGAGCCAUUGAGCCCUGUGCUGGAGCUGGACUCCUCCUUUGACAAGGAGGUGAUGGAGCUGAUGACCUCAACGACUCCCCCCCCCUCCCUCCUACACCUCUCCUCCCCCAGCCCGCCUCCCCUCCCCCGUUGGGGAAAGGGUCGGACUCUCAGGUUUCCUCCCUCCUCCUCCAGACCUUUAGAUGACCUCUCCAUCCGUCUGAGACAGUCUCCCUUCUCUACUGAGGCCUCCCCCGAAACCUCCCCCACCAGAGCUCUCCUCACCCCCCCUCCGCUCUCCCCGCCCUCACCUCAUCUCAGGUCCCCCCCCUCUGCCAGAGAGUCUCCACCUCUGUCCAAGUUUCCUCAGAUGACUGUGCUCCCCUUGACUCCUAAAAUCGGCAUGGGGAAACCGGCCAUCUCCAAGAGGAAGUUCUCCCCCGGUCGAGCCAGGGUCAAACAGGGUUCCUGGAGUAGUCGCAGAGGGGUGAGCCCCCCCUCAUCCUCCCAGGACUCCACGGGGGAGGGAGGGUGGGACAGCCCUAAGCCACAAACACCGGACUCCCCCAUCUGGAGCAUGAGACUGGGGCGUGGCUCAGGGUUUCCAGGCAGGAGGAGGUCCAGAGCAGGAGGUGUCGGAGGAGGAAGAGGAGGAGGAAGAGGAAGGAGCAGACUGAAGACUCAGGACAGUCUGACUGUGUCACCAGGAUACGUGGAACCGUUCCAGCCGAAGGAGGAGGAGGAGAACUCCAUGCACAACACGGUGGUGAUGUUCUCUACCGCCGACCACUUCACCCUCAGACAGGACAUGUGUGUGGUGUGUGGUAGUUUUGGUCAGGGUGCUGAAGGCAGACUGUUGUCCUGCUCCCAGUGUGGACAGUGUUAUCAUCCCUACUGUGUCAACGUCAAGAUUACACGGGUGGUCCUGACCAAAGGGUGGCGCUGUCUGGAGUGCACGGUGUGUGAGGCGUGCGGUGAGGCCAGCGACCCUGCACGACUGUUGCUUUGUGACGACUGUGACAUCAGCUAUCACACCUACUGCCUGGACCCGCCCCUCCUCACGGUCCCUAAAGGAGCCUGGAAGUGCAAGUGGUGUGUGUGGUGUGUUCAGUGUGGCUCCGCCUCCCCUGGGCUGCACUGUGAUUGGCAGAGUAACUACAGUCGCUGUGGACCAUGUUCCAGUCUGAGCCGCUGUCCACUCUGUCAGAGACACUACACACAGGAGGACCUCAUACUGCAGUGUCAGCAAUGUGACAGGUGGGUCCAUGCUGUGUGUCAGGGUCUGACCACUGAUGAAGAGGUGGAGGUCGCUGCUGAUGAAGGUUUCGACUGUUCGCUGUGCAGGUCACAUGGUCGCAGCUCGUUAGGGUGCUCAGACAGUUUUGAUUCUCCCUUCGUGGCUCAGAUCGUCUCCCGGGUGAAAGAACCAGAAACAAAGACCUACACUCAGGACGGAGUGUGUCUCACGGAGUCGGGUCUGUCUCACCUCCAGUCGCUGGUUGAACCUCUGAUGUCACCGCGCCGGUAUCGCAGGUGUAAACCCAAACUGAAGCUGAGGAUCAUCAAUCAGAACAGUGUCUCUGUCCUCCAGACCCCGCCAGACCCCGACCACCCCACUGAGCUCGAUCACAGAGGUGACUUGGAGUGUGAGAUGAAAUCUGACUCCAGCCCAGAGCGAGACCAUGCUCCCGACGAUGACGUCACCAAGGAGCCGGAGGUUACCGACGGCAAGAGGAAGAGGAAACCGUACAGGCCUGGUAUCGGGGGGUUCAUGGUGCGUCAGCGUGGAGGGAAGGCCGGUCCCAGCAGAAUCAAACUGUGCAGAAAAGGUUCAACAGAGACGCGUUUGAGCCGAGACGAAGCCCUGUUGGGGGCUGAUGUUGUCAUGGAGAUGGCAUCUGCUGCUGACCAGGCAAUGGAGAAGGCGAAGAAGAGGUACAGGAAGAAGAAGACGAAGCUGGAGGAGGAUUUUCCAUCUUAUCUCCAGGAAGCGUUCUUUGGUCGGGAUCUUCUGGACCGGAGCCGGCAGGUGGACAGGAGGGCGGGGCCAGAGACCGCAGGCGGCCAGUUGGGAGCAGCAGUGGGUAAACUGAAAAGCCCUGCCCCUGGUAUACAUGGCCCCUCCCCUACCACAGUUUUAGGUGGUGCCAUGGCAACCAACAAUAAACAAGGAACACUGCCCUUCUCGGAGGAAGCUCUUGUGGAUCUGUCUGAUGUUCUCAGCACUGACCCUCACAUCCUGGCGACAGGAGCCACAGGUCAGUUCCAGGUAGAGCGCUCCCCCUCUCCGUUUGCUGGACUGGACAUCAGCUCCAUGGCCGACGACUCGUCUUGGACCUGUGAGCCAACAGGAAGCGCUGGCCGAGGCCAGAGGGCGAUGCAGGAAGAAACUCUGGAUGCUAUCUUGAGUCCUGAGCUGGACAAAAUGGUGACUGAUGGCGCCAUCCUCAGCAGACUCUUCAAAAUCCCAGAGCUGGAGGGGAAGGACGUGGAGGACGUGUUCACUGCUGUUCUCAGUCCAAACAGCAGCAACAACCAACCACAGCAAAACCGACACACACACAGUGCUGCUGGGAGCAAGACACACACCCACCACCCAGCGGCUUCGUUUCUGCCGCUGAUGAACGGCCUGAUGGGAGCUGCUCCUCACUUUCAAAACACUCCCAUGAUGACCAGCGGUGCCCAGGCUCCAGCAGGCUUUAGGAUGCCCCCCCCAGGAGGACCUGCCCUCAGUGCAUCAACAGGCCCCACCCCUAUGCUGACCUCAACCAAUCAGCAGCCAGCUGGAGAGAGCACGCAGGAUGUGAUGUCCACGGCUCAGAGGGGAAUGUUGAAGUGGGAGAAAGAAGAAACGCUGGGAGAGCUUGCUACUGUCGCCCCGGUCCUCUACUGCAAUACCAACUUCCCCCAGCUGAGGGAGCAGCAUCCUGACUGGUCCACCAGGGUGAAGCAGAUUGCGAAGCUGUGGAGAAAAGCCAGCUCUCAGGACAGAGCACCCUUUGUGCAAAAAGCCAGAGACAACCGAGCGGCUCAGCGCAUUAACAAGGUGCAGUUGUGCAAUGACCCGCUGAAACGCAGCCUGCCCCCCCAGCCGCCGCCGCUGCCGCCGCCAUCGCCACCGGUGCAGCUGGGACAGUAUGACCCCGCCUCCAUGGACAUGGAGGCGGACUUCAGGGACCCACUGAGGCCCAGAGAGUCGGAGCAGGAGCAGGAGUGGAAGCUCCGACAGCUGAUGCGUCAGCAGAGUAAGCAGCAGGCGAAGAUGGAGGCGACUCAGAAGUUGGAGCAGGUGAAGAGCGAGCAGCUGCAGCAGCAGCGUCUGAUGGCGAGCCAGCGUCUGAUUGGUCAGCUGUCCCCCGAGAGCGGCAGCCGCAGCCCCAUGACCCCCACCCCCCCCCAGCCGGCCUCCCCGGCCCACCCUUACCCCAGGCAGGGGGGGGGCGAGGGUUCAGGACUGGCCAACAACGUCUUCCUCAGACCUCAAGCUCCACCCCUCUCUGGCUUCUCCUCCCUCCCUCACUCCCCUCACCCCUCCUCCCCUCUCCACCAGCCCCCGUCCUCCCCCCAGAUGUUCUCCCCCCCCUCCUCACGCCCCUCCUCUCCCUGGGAUCCGUACAGUAAGGUGCUAGGGCCCCCCCGCCCGGCCGCCUCCCAGCCUGGUGGUCUGCCCCCCCACCAGCAGCGGCGUAACUCCCUCAGCGCCUCCCCGGCCCACGAUGCCUUUGGCUCCCCCGCUCCGUCCCCCGACUCCAAACCUUGCGACCCCUCCCGGGCCCUGGCUCCUCCCCCAGGAAGCUGUUAUCCUCCUCCUGGCUCCGCCCCCGACCACGCAGUCAGACACGCCCAGAGGACUCACAGCAGCGGUCACCUGCGUGCAGCGGCUGACUCGUACGGGCGGGGGGGUGACCUGGUCCAGAGGGGGGGGGUGUUUAAAGCCCCCAUGCCCCCCCAGCUGGAGAUGUUUGGAAACCCGGGGGGAGGAGCAGGCGAAGGAGGUGCAGGAAGGAGACCCACAGACCUGGGCUCCCCCCACCCCUCCUACGCCCAGACCUCCGGGACCCCCGGGACCCCCAGACCCGACUACUGCCAGCAGACCCCCGACCCCUUCAGCCAGCACUCACCUUUGACCUCCAGACCCUCUCCUGACCCCUACACUGGUACACCACGUCCACACUCUGACCCCUCCUACCUCACCCCCCCCACCACGCUGCAGCUGGACCAGUUCAACCAGCAGCCCGCUAACCGCCGCCCAAGCCCCUCCCACCCGACCCUGGACGCCUACCCCUCCCACCCAGGUACGCCCCGCCCCUCUGGUACUGAGCGGGUCCCUCACUCACCUGGAGGUCAGCGGAGCAGCGACCCCUACGCCCGGCCCGUCGGGACCCCACGCCCCUCGCCGGACCCCUACAGCCUGCAGCCCUCCACGCCGGACCCCCACCAGUCUCCAGGAAAACUUCAGGACUCGUUUCCCAGGACCCCCGGCAGUCAGAGUUCACAGCAGCCUGCGGUGUCAGAGGACGGCUUCUCUGGUCGAACUCCAGGCCACGCCCCCUUUGAGCAGGGUCACAUGACACCUGGCCUCCCACCGAUUGACAGAACAGCAGCCGAUGAAAUGGCAGUGCUGGGUGUGGCCUCUUUAGAUGGACCAAUGAGCAUCCUGCCGCAGCCGGGGGACUCAGAGGAGAAGUUGAGACAGCGCCAGCGGCUGCGUCAGCUGCUCCUGAGGCAGCAGCAGCAGAAGAGUCAGCUGCGUCAGGAGAAGGCUCUCCAGGAACCAGGACCAGGACCAGCUUCCACCCGGGCGGUUCCACCUGCCCCGGGUUCAGGGACGCCCCGGCACUGGUCUCAGGACGACUCUGCCGCGCUUCCAGCUGAAGUGUUUGCGCGCCCCCCGCCUCCCUACCCCGGGACCGUGAGGCCCGGGGGUCUGGCGGUGGCUCCAGCUCCGAGGUUCCCUGGAGGAUUCUCGGGGGAGCAGCAGAGAAGCUUCACGCCCAGCGAGGCUCCGUUCCCCAGGCAGAGAGAGCUGGCUGAUAGAGGACCGGUCCAGAGGUUCCCUGCUCCUCCAGGAGCUCAGGUUCUCCAGGACUCGUUUCUGGGACCUGCCCGGGGUUCCAUGCUUGGUUCUGGACUCGGUGCAGGAGAGGGAGUCCCGGUCCAGAUGAGGAGACCGAUGCCUGGAGACUUCACCGGCCUCCGACCCCUCCCCUCUCCCAACACUCACCCCCACAUGAUGCCAGGUGUCCCCCAGCCGUUCCUCCCACGCUCCCUCCCCCUCCAGCAGCACAGCAUCAGGGGCCAGCCCUACAUCGAGCUCCGGCACCGGACCCCUGAGAGUCGCCUGAGGCUGCCCUUCCCUCCGCCCGAGACCCCCCUGCUGUACCCCAGAGACCAGCAGCCAUCGCUCCGGCCCACCCAGGGGGCUCCGGUGGUCCCGCCCCCGCUGGGCGCACAGAUGGUGAUGGUGGAGCAGCUGAACCAGCAGCAGCUCAGCCACACCACAGCUCUCCCGGUGGCUGAUGGAAUGGAGGAGCACAUGGAUGGAGAUGAGUCUGCUGUGAAGGACCUGGAGGACGUGGAGGUGAAAGACCUGGUGGACCUCAACCUGAACCUCGACCCUGAAGAUGGUAAAGAGGACCUGGAUCUGGGUCCUAACGACCUGCAUCUCGACGACUUCCUGCUGUCGGGUAAGUUCGACCUGAUUGCCUACGCUGACCCUGAGCUCAACCUGGAGGACAAGAAGGACAUGUUCAACGAGGAGCUGGACCUGGGGGAGCCGGUGGAGGACAAGGACGGGGGAGAGAGGAGUGAUGUUGCAGGGGAGUACAGGAAGACAGAUAGCCACACCCACCUGAUGGGCCAGGUGAAACAGGAAGUGAAGGACUGCGUUAAGACAGAAGUUAGUGAUGGUCCCUCUGCGGCCCUGCACCUGACCACAGGAGCUCCAGGGACCAGGGCUCCCGGCUCCAGCCUGGCAGGAUCCUCGGCCCUUCUCGCCAAGGAGAAGGUGGAGGACCUAAGUGUGGUUCCAGCUCUUCGGGACCACGAACUGGCUCCGAUGUCGGUCAUGGCUCCCAGGGUCCAACCCCCAGCAGGGCAAGCGUCCGUCUUCCAGCCGCAGCAGAGACCCUUCGGAGCCUUGCCCCUCCUCAACUCCCAGAACCAACUUCCACACCUGGAGACCUCCACUCAGAACCAGGUGCAGAACCUGAACAAAGCCAGGCCCAUGCUCCUGGAGGAGCAGCCUCUCCUCCUGCAGGAGCUCCUGGACCAGGAGCGUCAGGAGCAGCAGCAGCAGAAACAGAUGCAGGCACUGAUCCAACAGAGGUCCACCUCCGACUCUCUGUUCCCAAACAUAGAAGACUUUGACUCCGUCUCAGACCCCAUCAUGAAGGCUAAGAUGGUGGCUCUGAAGGGCAUCAACAAGGUGAUGACUCAGGGAAACAUAGGACUGAACCCGAUGGUCAUCAACAGGUUCCCUCCAGCUCCAGCUCCAGGGGACCCAGGUCCAGAAGAGACACCACAGCCUCCACAGCUUCCUGGACAGGACGAGCAGCUGAAUCCUCCUCUGGUGCGACCCAACCCGCCCAGCUGCGGCCCGGGCUUCGUCAACGAGUCUCAGCGGUGUCAGUACGAGGAGUGGCUGGGCGAGACGCAGCAGCUCCUGCAGAUGCAGCAGCGCCUCCUGGAGGAGCAGAUCGCUGCCCACCGCAAGACCAAGAAAUCUCUGUCAGCCAAACAAAGAACAGCCAGGAAGGCGGGACGCGCGUUCGCCGAGGAGGACGCCGCCCAGCUGCGCUACAUCAGCGAGCAGCAGGCGGCAGUGCAGAAGCAGCUGGAGCAGAUCCGGAAGCAGCAGAAGGAUCACACAGAGCUGAUCGACGACUACAGGACCAAACACCAGGGGGCGUUGCAGCCGCUGGCCGCCCCCCCCAUGAUGCCCACAGGAGCACCACCCGUCCCUCAGACCCUGCUCCUGCAGCCCCCCCCAGGCGGACCCCCACAAACCUGCGUAACAAACACCUCUCCUGGUUGGACUCCAGGGGGCACCGGUCCAGGGGCAUUGGGGCACAGAGUUCCACCUCAUCUGCCCCCCCCCCUGCCUAGCACCCCCCAGGCCCCCCCACGCACCCAGACCCCGGUCGUGGUGGCUGGGCUCACCGCUCCCACAGCAGCCUUCUCUACAGGGGGUCCGCGCGGCCCUGCUGGGGGGGGCGGUGCAGCAGCAGAGGUGAAGUUCGAUGACAACAACCCGUUCAGCGAAGGUUUCCAGGAGCGCGAGCGGCGGGAGCGGCUGAGGGAACAGCAGGAGAGGGAGCGGCUGAGGGAACAGCAGGAGAGGGAGCGGCUGAGGGAACAGCAGGAGAGGGAGCGGCUGAGGGAACAGCAGGAGCGGCAGCGCGUGCAGCUCAUGCAGGAGGUGGAGCGCCAUCGAGCUCUUCAGCAGAGACUGGAGCUGGAGCAGCAAGGCAUGCUGGGAGUUGCAGUCCGGGUCGGCCCUGGAGCUGAUGUUCUCUCCCAGCUGCCGUUCUUCAGCUCCGAGCUGCCGCAGGAUUUCCUUCAGUCCCCCCCGGCCCCCAGCACGCGGGGGGGGCCGCUCGCCCAUCAGCCAGGUGCAGGCCCCCCCCACCCAGGAGCCCACUCACUUCCUGCCGACCUGCAGACCGGAGCCCGGCUCCAAGGACCGGCUGGGAUAACCCCCCCCAACCCUGGAGGUCCGGAUGCUCGAUUUGGACACGAGUCGUCCUCGCCGGCGGCCCCCCCCUCCAGCUCCUUCCCCUGCUCCUCCUCUGGAGGCCCCUCCCCCCUCAUCAUCCCCAACGACACACCACAGAAGAAGAGGAGCAGGAAGCGAGACGGGGACAACAUGGUGGGAGGGGGGGGCAGUAGGACGCCCCUGUCCUCCCACUCUGAUGACAACACAGCUCCGCCCACUUCCUGUUGCACACCCACUCCGGGCCCUGUGGACCAAUCAGUGGUGUCGUUCAGCGGUCUGGCUCCGUCCUCGGAGCUGGAGAGGCAGCUGUCGACCGGCGCCGCGGCCCAGCAGAGCUCCUCCCACCUCGGCUCCUCCCACCCCCCCCGGGCGGCAGCUCCUCUGCUGGUCAAGGAGGAGCGUGAGGACGAUGGCGCCUGUGGGGCGCGGGUGGUGAAGAUGGAGGAGGGAGAAGGCGAGCUGUUCUCCCCCCCGUCCCCCCUCCAUGGGGGGGGUGGAGACGGGGGGAAGGAGCUGCUCAGACAUCUGCUGAAGGACAAGAUGUCCAAUGCCAUCACACUGUCCUACACCGUCCAGGCCCCGCCCCCCGCCUGCCGCCAGCUGUCCAAUGAGAGCGUCCGUUCUGAGGAGGAGGACAAGCCUGGUUCCUAUGGCAACGUGGUGAUGAUGGACGAUGGCGAGCUGAUGGACGCCUCCAACAGGAAGAAGGUUCAGCGCAGUAAGAGACUCACUCGCCCUGAGAAGGACAGAACUACUCCCAAAUACAAGAGGAGGAAGAGAGAGGAGGAGGAGAAGACACUGAACUCCUCCUCCUCUGACCCGCUGAUGACACACCUCCGACAGCUGGCGGCGCUGCCCCUCAUGGAACCGGUUCUGGGCGUCGACCUGAGUCUGUUCCCCCCGUUCGGCAGCUCGUCUGUGGGCGGAGACUCGAGGCUGAGCGGCUCCUUCGGGAACGCCGGCCUGGGCGGAGUCAGCGACUUCUACUCGCAGCUCAUACACAAGAAUAACCUCAGUAACCCCCCCACACCUCCGGCCUCCUUGCCCCCCACCCCCCCGCCUGUGGCCAGGCAGAAGCUGGUGAACGGCUUCGCCACGACGGAGGAGCUGAGCAGGAAGGAGAUCAGCGAGCCGGACGUGAAAAGUUCGUCAGAUCUGAAGCACAAAGGGGGCGGUCUUUUGGUGGUAAACCACACCCACAAGACAGUAGAUGUCCCCGCCUCAUUACCGACUCCCCCCCACAACAACCAGGAGGAGCUCAGGAUCCAGGACUCUUCGGGGCGCAGCACCCCCGACGGCUUCGUCCCCUCGUCGUCUCCGGAGAGCGAGUGGGACGGAGAGGUCAGCCGCUACCCCGACCUCUCCUUCAUCAAACUGGAGCCGCCAUCGCCCAGCCCCUCCCCCCCGCUGCCCAUCACGCCCGGCGUCCGCGGAGCAGGCUCUGCAGUGAAACAGGAAGUGAAGGUGGAACCGACCCAUCAGGGCCCGCCCUCCUGCUCCAACACAGACUUGGUUACCAUAGCGAUAACUCUGAACCCGCUCGCCGCUCAGAACGUCGCCGGCGUCAUGGCGGCCGUGGCGGCGCUGCUGCGGAUUCCCGUCCCCGGGGACUACCAGCUGAGCCGCGCCCCCCCCGGCGCCGAGCACAGCCCGCUGGCGCUGCUGGCUGGAGUGAGGGUGCCGCUGCCACAGGGUCCGACAGGAAACCGACAACUGAGAGCUCCUGCUGCAGAGAACACCGGUGGUGAAAUCCAACAUGGCGGCUCUGCGGCCGCCGGGCCUCCGUGUUGCAGCUACUGCAAGGUGCUGCUGGGAAACGGAGUCCGCGUGGUCACGCAGCUGAAACAGGAAGGUCAGUCCAGACGCACGCUGGCGUUCUGUAGUCCACGCUGCUCUGCUCUCAGCACGUCUGCCCCCCCAACACCUGGAAACAAGCCUGCCGUCCCCGUCCUGUCCGGCUCCGAGCGCCCCCCCCCCUCCAGAGCGCAGCAUCAGUACAACAACAACAUGUCCUCCAUCGCCGUGCACUCCCUCCCCCGCACCCCCCCCCCUCCCUCCUCCACCUCCUCCUCCCCAACGCUCUCCUUCCCGCCCGCCUCCACCGUCACCAUGGAGACCAGGCCCCGUGGGGACAGCCUGAAGAUGAAGGUGAAGCUGAAGCCACACCCCCGGGCCGUCCCAGGUGGAGAAGACUCGGCUCGUCAGGCGAAGAGGACGAAGAGUUCCCGCUGGAGCCGCUGGAGCGUUCGCAUCACCUUCAGCCGGGGUCCGGGCGUUGCUAAUGAGGCGGUUGCCUUGCCAACCGAGGAAGAAGUGGACAUGAUGUUGAAGCAGCUGGGGGCGUGUCUUCAGCCGGACCCGUUACCCACCGACCAGCGGAGGUGUUGCUUCUGUCACCAGCAGGGGGACGGACGGACGGACGGACCGGCCAGACUCCUCAACCUGGACCUGGAUCUGUGGGUGCACCUGAACUGCGCCCUGUGGUCCAGCGAGGUGUACGAGACGCAGGCCGGCGCUCUGAUCAACGUGGAGCUGGCGCUGCGCCGCGGCCUGGCGCUGCGCUGCGCUCACUGUCAACAGACCGGCGCCACGAGCGGCUGCAACCGCCUGCGCUGCACCAACACCUACCACUUCACCUGCGCCCUGCAGGCACACUGCACCUUCUUCAAGGACAAGACCAUGUUGUGUCACCUUCACAAGCCCAGGACUCUCAGCGGGGACAGAUCUUCCAGCGGCUCCCCUUCCUCCACUCCAGGGCUGACCCCUGACCCCGCUGCCACGGUGGUCUCGGACCCGUACGACUCGGAGCUGCGGUGCUUUGCCGUGUUCCGGCGUGUGUACGUGCAGCGGGACGAGGCGCGGCAGAUCGCCGCCGUGGUGCAGCGCGGCGAGCGGCAGCACACCUUCCGGAUCGGCAGCCUGCUGUUCUGCGCCGUGGGGAGGCUCCUCCCUCAGCAGAUGAAGGCCUUCCACGACCAGACUGCCAUCUUCCCUGUCGGUUACCAUGCCAACCGCAUCUACUGGAGCAUGCGCCACAGCAGCAGACGCUGUCAGUACAUGUGCUCCAUCGAGGACGCCGGCGGCCAGCCGCUGUUCAAGGUCAAGGUGGUGGAGCAAGGUCACGGUGACCUCAUCCUGACCGGACACACCCCUAAAGCUGUGUGGGAUCAGAUCCUGGAUCCAGUGUCUCAGAUGAGAUCGUCCAGUGGAACCUUGAAGCUGUUUCCUGCUUAUCUGAAAGGAGAAGAUCUGUUCGGUUUAACUACGUCUGCAGUGAUCAGGAUCAUAGAGUCGUUACCAGGUGUGGAGGCCUGUGGACGUUACAACUUCCGCUACGGCAGGAACCCUCUGAUGGAGUGGCCCCUGGCCUUCAACCCCUCAGGCUCCGCCCGCUCUGAGCCCAAAGCCUUCCAGGCAAAGAGACUGUACCUGCUGACCAGCAUCGCCCCCCGGUGUCAGGGCUCGGUGGGCUCCAUCGUGGGGCUCGUCCCGGGCGUCAUCUCUCUGUCUCCGGGAGAAUCUGUGAGCAGCGCUCACCAGGGACGCCACUCCAAGGCGUCGCAGUACCGCCGCAUGAAGGCCGAGUGGAAGAGCAACGUGUACCUGGCUCGCUCCCGCAUCCAGGGUCUAGGUCUGUACGCUGCCAGAGACAUUGAGAAGUUCACCAUGGUCAUCGAGUACAUCGGCACCAUCAUCCGGAGUGAGGUGGCCAAUCGUAAGGAGCGUCUGUACGAGUCCCAGAACCGUGGUGUGUACAUGUUUCGGAUUGACAACGACUACGUGAUCGACGCCACCAUCACAGGAGGACCUGCCAGGUACAUCAACCACUCGUGUGGUCCGAACUGCAUCACGGAGGUGGUGACGGUGGAGAAGGAAAACAAGAUCAUCAUCAGCUCGUGUCGACGCAUCCAGAGAGGAGAAGAGUUGUCGUACGACUACAAGUUCGACCUGGAGGACGAUCAACACAAGAUCCCGUGUCACUGUGGAGCCGUCAACUGCAGCAAGUGGAUGAACUGAACACACACACACACGUAUACACACACACACACGUACACACACACACGUACACACACACACGUACACACACACACGUACACGUACACACACACACACACACACGUACACACACACCCUGGCAGCUCUCUCAUCUUGGUGCUGAAACUGGAUGUUAAUGUCCCACCUCUGUAGGUGGAGCUUAACUUCAUAUCAGAAGACUUUCAUAAUAAAACUGAUCGAGUUUUGAUCAGAGAACUAAUGUUGACUGGGGAGGGGGCGGGGCUGUAUAAUCAGGGCAGCUGAGGGGGGCGUGGCUAACGAAGGGGCUGGUCCUCUGUUUGUAUAUUUUGUAAAAACUGGUGUAAAAAUGUGAGUCACUGAAAUAAGAGAAUGUUUUGUCAAAGGGAAGUUUAUCAAUAAAGUUGCACUUAAUAAACACACAACUAUAAAAACCAGAAA